AUGUCUCGUGUUUCUGAUCUCGAGGGCGAUGUCAAGUCGGGGCUCGAGGCGACUCAUGUUGAACACACAGAGCAAGACUACACCCGCAACGUCAAUGCUAGAAUUCGCAACCCUCUCAUUGGCAUUUCGAAGCAAGACCUCAGACUCCAAACCGACGCUUUCUGCCAUGACAAUGGCUUCCAGGGAAAGGAAGACGUCUUCUAUCGCGGCGCGUUGGCAGCUCAGAACCCCCAGACCUACGAGGCGCUCGAGGACUUGACCGAGGAAGACAAGCACUUCCUUCAGCGCGAGGUCACUCACAAGUGGCACUUACCGCGCCAAAUGUACUUUGCCAUUGCCCUCUGUUCCCUCGGGUCUGCGAUCCAGGGUUGGGACAACACCGGUGCCAAUGGCGCAAACCUCUCUUUUCCCGUCGAGUUCGGCAUCCAGGACAAUCAUAUGCUCGUUGGUGCCAUCAAUGCCGCUCCAACUCUCUUCGGUCUUCUUUCCGCCUGGGCAGCCGACCCCAUCAACAACUUGCUGGGUCGUCGCGGGACCAUCUUCGUGACUGGCCUCUUCGCAAUCUUUCCAGUGCUUGCCCAAGGGUUUACACAGAACUGGUGGGGCCUGAUGCUCUGCAGGUUGUUCAUGGGCAUCGGCAUGGGCAUCAAGAUCUCGACUAUUCCCAUCUACUCGGCUGAGGUUGCGCCUGCUGUUAUUCGCGGCGGAGUCGUGACCAGCUUCCAGCUUUGGGUUGCGUUUGGCAUCUUCAUUGGCUUCUGCUCCAACUUGAUCUGGUAUCGCAUUGGCGCACUGGCGUGGAGAUUCCAACUGUCCGCGGCCUUUGCGCCUGCUAUCCCUGUCGUCAUCUUUGUCUGGUGGUGUCCUGAGUCCCCUAGAUGGCUGAUGAAAAAGGGUCGAUUCCAGGAAGCCUUCGGGUCCUUUUGCCGUAUCCGAAAUAGCGAGAUGAUUGCAGCCCGCGACCUGUACUACGCACACCGACAGGUUCUGGAAGAAAAGAAUGCCUUUGGUGGUCAGACUUUGGGCAGAAGAAUGUUGGAUUUGGUUCUCGUCCCGCGUCUGCGUCGUGCCACAGUAGCGAGUGCUUGGAUUGUCAUCAGCCAACAGUUCUCCGGCAUCAACAUCAUGGCCUUUUACUCGUCAACAAUUUUUGAACAGGCCGGAUACACCCCAAAACAGUGCCUAUUGGCGUCAAUGGGUUUCGGCCUUGUGACGUUCAUCUUCGCAAUCCCAGCUGUUUACAUGAUGGACACGUUCGGCCGCCGAAACUUGCUCUUGAUCACGUUUCCGAACAUGGCUUGGUGCCUUUUGGCUGCUGGCUUGUGUUUCUUGAUUGACGACAGCGUGGGAGCGAGAGUACCGUUGAUUGCCUUUUUCGUUUAUCUCUUCGCAGCCAUGUACGGCCCUGGUAUCGGUCCCUUGCCCUCCAUCUACUUCUCCGAGUCUUUCCCUCUAUCGCAUCGAGAAAUCGGGGGUGCUUUCACAAUUUGUGUGAACAACACCAUUGGUAGCGCGCUGACCCUAAGCUUUCCUUCGCUGUUGGCCGCUAUCGGACCUACUGGAGCGUUUGGCUUCUAUGCUGGCCUCAACUUGCUUGCUUUCUUGGUCAUCUUCUUUAUUAUUCCUGAGACGAAGCAGCGAACCCUUGAAGAACUCGACUAUAUAUUCGGCGUCCCGACCCGAAGGCAUGCUGCUUACCAACUACGCACUUGGCUUCCUUGGUGGAUCCAGCAUUACGUAUUUUUCCAAAAGGACGCGAAGCUAGAGUCUCUUUAUCAGCUUGACUUACAGUGA
This is a messenger RNA of Ilyonectria robusta, 1794 nucleotides long. Its product is annotated as membrane transporter D1. Gene Ontology annotation, cellular component: membrane. Gene Ontology annotation, molecular function: myo-inositol:proton symporter activity. Lineage: Eukaryota; Fungi; Ascomycota; Sordariomycetes; Hypocreales; Nectriaceae. Gene Ontology annotation, biological process: transmembrane transport. The transcript is spliced from 6 exons. The record is from RefSeq and is a predicted model, not a curated record. The coding region runs from base 1 to 1794 and encodes 597 amino acids.